This is a messenger RNA of Pseudophryne corroboree (corroboree frog), 905 nucleotides long. It is a transcript of the gene CDK2AP2, whose product is annotated as cyclin dependent kinase 2 associated protein 2. The record is from RefSeq and is a predicted model, not a curated record. Gene Ontology annotation, biological process: regulation of microtubule cytoskeleton organization; negative regulation of G1/S transition of mitotic cell cycle. Gene Ontology annotation, cellular component: nucleus; cytoplasm; microtubule. Bases 492 to 809 code for a protein of 105 amino acids. The transcript has 4 exons. Lineage: Eukaryota; Metazoa; Chordata; Amphibia; Anura; Myobatrachidae.
GCGUGAUGACGUUGCCGGUGCGUAAGGGCCGCUGGAGCCGGGUGAGCUGAGGUGAGGGGCUGAGAGCUGUCCGGCGCCAUUAUUACCAUCUAGACCGGGAAACGGUGAGCGCUGGAAGAGCCGGUUUGAAAAACGGGAGAGCUGCAAGGAAGGCAGGACGGCGGCAGCACCACCACCACCGAGGGAGAGAGGUCACUUGCCCUGAGUGUGAGGCGAGCGAGGGACCAUUUGACCUGAGGGGCCAGCGGCCACAGACCGAGGGCAGGGCGCGGGGCAUUGUGGGAGAAGCCGCCACAACAGAAGAAGAAGAAGAAGAAGAAGCAGCAGCAACCGGGACGGGCGCAGCCACACACACUGACCGCAGCCUACCCCAUCAGCAACAGCAUGUCGUACAAACCAAUUGCCCCGGCACCGUCAGGAAGCAGCAGCGCCCCAGGGAACCCCGUCACUCCCGUUGUGUGCAGCCAUAAGCAUCUCAUCCCCCUCAUCUGAUGUGGUUUGCAGUGCCUGGAGCUGCGGUUUCAUCUCCAUCAGGAGCCGUGUCGGUCUCCACUUUUCGACCCAUCUUCAGUGACUUUGGACCACCGUCUAUGGGCUUCAUUCCGGGAGUGAAGCCAGCUGUGUCACAGGCAGUGUCCCAGGGGACGUACAGCGACCUGUUGUCUGUGAUUGAAGAAAUGGGGAGAGAGAUCAGACCCACUUAUGCAGGGAGCAAAAGUGCAAUGGAAAGAUUAAAAAGAGGUAUAAUUCACGCUAGGGCUCUCGUGAGAGAAUGCCUUGCCGAAACAGAACGCAAUGCCCGUACGUGAUUCCAUUUCUUCUGCACUUUCUAUGAAAAACUUUCCAAUUUUUUUUGUUUUUAUAGACAUAUAUAUAUAUAUCGGCAAAUAAAACGUUGCUCUUGC